Messenger RNA from Dunckerocampus dactyliophorus (ringed pipefish), 2308 nucleotides. RefSeq names its product iroquois homeobox 3a (gene irx3a). The coding region runs from base 217 to 1482 and encodes 421 amino acids. NCBI's taxonomy places the organism in Eukaryota, Metazoa, Chordata, Actinopteri, Syngnathiformes, Syngnathidae. Gene Ontology annotation, molecular function: DNA-binding transcription factor activity, RNA polymerase II-specific; RNA polymerase II cis-regulatory region sequence-specific DNA binding. Gene Ontology annotation, cellular component: nucleus. The record is from RefSeq and is a predicted model, not a curated record. The transcript is spliced from 2 exons. Gene Ontology annotation, biological process: cell development; neuron differentiation; regulation of transcription by RNA polymerase II.
AGGACCUGACCUUAGUCCAUGCAGAUCAAUAGGCAAGAAGAAGAAGAGGAGAGCGGAUCAUUUCCAUUGGAACUACACUCUUCCUCCUUUUUGACUUUUCUGCUCGCCCCCAUGCUUUGCUCACUCUAACAGCAGGAGAGGAAGAAGAAGAAAAAAAGUGGAUAUUCCUGCUUCUUCUCGCUUUGCUUCCCUCUCUCACCUUCCACCCGAGCCGCCAUGCCGUUCUCCCAGCUGGGCUACCAGUACAUCCGGCCCAUGUACCCUCCGGAGCGCCAGGGGAUGGCCGGCAACGCCCGGGCCGCCGCAGCAGCCGCAGCCGCCGCGGAGCUGAGUCCGUCGGGCGCGCUCUCCAACGUGCUGUCGUCCAUGUACGGAGCCCCCUUCGCGGCGCCCGCUCAGGGCUAUGGAGCCUUCCUGCCUUAUUCCAACGACAUCUCCAUUUUUAACCAGCUGGGUGCCCAGUACGAACUGAAGGACAGUCCCGGGGUGCAGCACGCCGGCUUCGCCCACCACCACCCGGCUUUCUACCCGUACGGCCAGUACCAGUUCGGCGACCCCUCCAGGCCCAAGAACGCCACCCGGGAGAGCACCAGCACCCUGAAGGCCUGGCUCAGCGAGCACCGCAAGAACCCGUACCCCACCAAGGGCGAGAAGAUCAUGCUCGCCAUCAUCACCAAGAUGACCCUCACCCAGGUGUCCACCUGGUUCGCCAACGCCCGCAGGAGACUCAAAAAGGAGAACAAGAUGACGUGGGCGCCCCGGAACCGCACCGACGAGGAGGGCAACGUCUACCCCAGCGAUCACGAAGGCGAGGAGGGCGACAAGAGGGAGGACGAGGAGGAGAUCGACCUGGAGAACAUCGACACGGAGAAUAUCGAGAGCAGCAAGGACGACCUGGACGAGCAGGACGACCUGCAUUCGGAACUCAAACUGGACGCGAGGAGUGACUCUGAGGGUUCGGAGGGCUAUGAGGAUUUACCCGAGCAGAGGUUUCUCAAGGCGGUGCAGAGCAAAGAGCACCUCCACCAAAUCCACCACCACCACGGCUCCCCUUUGGAGCUCAAAGCGGACAAACUCAACUCGGUCUCCGUCAGCUCCCCACCCUCGGAGAACAACCAAGCCCCGGCCCAGAAACCAAAGAUCUGGUCUCUGGCCGAGACGGCCACGGCCCCGGACAACCCUCGCAAAUCCCCGCAGAUGAGCGGCGGCAACCCCGCGGCCUCUACGGCUCAGAGCCUCAUGGCCCCGCACAGACUCUCCCUGUCGUCGUGUCCCGUGGGGAAGAUCCAGACGUGGACGAACCGAGCCUUCUCGGCGCACCACCUGGCUCUGCUCAACUCCAACCACCACUACCUACAGGGACUGACCAACCAGGCCAGCGCCGCCUGCACCGGCCUGGCCCUGUACGGAGGCGGCAGGACAACAGAGGACAAGGGUGCCGGUGUGGACACGGCGGUCACAGGUACUGGCCCACGACACUGAGAACCCCCUCUCCAAAAAAGACUUUGAUUUUCUCUUUUACUCUCCCCUUUUUCUUUUGGAUUAUUUCCUCUGUAGGCCACACACAUGAAACAUUACGUGUGUGUGUGCGUGUGUGUGUGUGUGUGUGUGUGUGUGUGUGCGCGCGUGCAGACCAGAAAGCAUUUAAAAUAUGAAUAAUUAUAAUAAUAAUGUCCCUUAUUUCUAUUUUUUUCAUAUUUUCGUUCACCAUUCUCCACUUUUAUUACUAUUAUUGAUAGUAUUGUUUACAAGAGGCAACAGUCCAAUGCACUGACAGGCUCCACUAAUAAUAAUAAUAAUAACAGGAAGUAAAGGAUUAAGAGUUUAGUGCCUUUGGCUUGUUCAAAAACACAAUUUAAAAACAACAUUUUUUUUUAUUUCCAGCAGUGUGCACUCGUGUUUUUCCCCUCCAGAAAUCCACUUUUUUUUUUUUUUUGCAAAGGCAAUUGUCACUUUUUGCUGUGUUUUAGCUCUUCAUUUACUUUUUUAAAAUAUAGUUUUAUUCCCCCCAUCUGAAUAUGGAAUGUAAAAUAGAUAAUAAUACCAUCUGUGUACAGCUACAUUGUAAGCAUGUCCUUGUGUAAAAUUUGCUAAUGUAAUAAUGUAUGUGAGUAGUCUGUUUCUUUUUUUUCCCUUCUUCUUUCGUUUCAUUUUUAUUUGUGAGGAUUUGUUGAUGGGUUUUUUUGUAUAUAAAGUUAAGAAUAUGUACAUACUUGUGAACCAAAUUGUACAAGAAAAGUCUAUAUUUUUGGCUAAUAAUAAAUGAAUUGCUGCAACUUUAAGACGUUGCUUUGUUUUUGCAAUUGUU